Messenger RNA from Carica papaya (papaya), 1839 nucleotides. Its product is annotated as serine/threonine-protein kinase AFC1. Gene Ontology annotation, cellular component: nucleus. The record is from RefSeq and is a predicted model, not a curated record. Gene Ontology annotation, molecular function: protein serine/threonine kinase activity; ATP binding. NCBI's taxonomy places the organism in Eukaryota, Viridiplantae, Streptophyta, Magnoliopsida, Brassicales, Caricaceae. Gene Ontology annotation, biological process: protein phosphorylation.
GAUCUCUGCUCCUCAUCACAUCAGCUUUAGCUACAGAUCCCUUUCAGAUCGUCUUUAGGGUUUCCAUAUUCGAAUCUUAUCCUCUGUUCCUUUGGAUUAAUCUUGCAAAUUCCAUAUCUCUUCUGCUUGUCUUUUGGGUAAUACGAUUCGCGUCGAUUCCAUGAUUGCUUGAAUUCCUUCCAUUGCGCUGCCAAUUCUGCAUAUAAAGAAGAGGGGAUUCGAUUACGGAGCAAUGGAAACGCAGACGAUUAUGGAGUUCCCACAUAAGAACAUGGACAAACGCCCAAGAAAGAGACCUCGCUUGACAUGGGAUGUGCCCCCUCCAAUUCCUUCUCCUCCGAAGGUCCUUCCACCAGCAUUAUAUUGCGGUCAGGAGUUUGAAAAUGAAGGGAUUUCCAAUUAUGUGUACCCGAACAUGUUUUAUAGGGGAGUUCCUCGGCAUGUCUCCCCUCCUUGGAGACCAGACAAUAAAGAUGGUCAUUAUGUGUUUGCCGUUGGGGAAAAUUUAACUUCACGUUACCGGAUUCUUGGCAAAAUGGGUGAAGGGACAUUUGGGCAAGUUUUGGAAUGUUUUGACAAUGAAAAUAAAGAGGUAGUUGCAAUCAAAAUUGUUCGUUCCAUAAACAAGUAUCGUGAAGCUGCCGUGAUUGAAAUUGAUGUUUUACAAAGACUGUCCAGGCAUGAUGUUGGUGGCACUCGUUGUGUGCAAAUACGGAAUUGGUUUGACUAUCGUAAUCAUAUUUGUAUUGUGUUUGAGAAGCUUGGGCCAAGCUUAUAUGAUUUUCUCCGCAAAAACAGCUAUCGUUCAUUUCCCAUUGAUCUUGUUCGGGAGCUUGGCAGACAACUUUUGGAGUCUGUAGCAUUUAUGCAUGAUUUACGUCUAAUCCACACCGAUUUAAAGCCAGAAAAUAUUCUUCUCGUGUCCUCUGAAUAUGUCAAAGUGCCAGAUUACAAGUUUCUAUCACGGCCCACAAAGGAUGGUUCCUAUUUCAAGAAUCUGCCCAAGUCAAGUGCCAUUAAGCUCAUUGAUUUUGGGAGUACAACAUUUGAACACCAGGAUCACAGUUAUGUGGUAUCAACAAGACAUUAUCGUGCCCCAGAGGUCAUCUUGGGUCUUGGAUGGAAUUAUCCUUGUGAUUUAUGGAGUGUGGGUUGCAUACUUAUUGAACUUUGCUCCGGUGAGGCACUUUUCCAAACUCAUGAAAACUUAGAACAUCUUGCCAUGAUGGAGAAAGUUCUAGGGCCACUACCGCAACACAUGGUGCUUAGGGCUGAUCGCCGUGCUGAGAAAUAUUUCAAGAGGGGCACAAAAUUGGAUUGGCCUGAUGGUGCAACUUCAAGAGAAAGCAUGAGAGCUGUUUGGAAAUUGCCUCGACUUCCGAACUUGGUAAUGCAGCAUGUUGAUCACUCUGCUGGUGAUUUGAUAGACCUGUUGCAAGGGCUUCUGCGUUAUGACCCGACAGAGCGACUCAAAGCAAGGGAAGCACUAAGACAUCCCUUCUUUACAAGAGAUUUGAGAAGAUCAUCUGGUUACUCAGUAUAAAAUCAUUAUUAACCAAACAUUAAGCUGGAGCAACCAUGAAAAGAAGGCAACAAGUGUUUUUCAAAUGACAGGAAUUCUUGUUACUGUACAGCGAGUGAAAGGCAUUGAGAAUCAUUUCCUUUUUCCAGAUCCUUUUAUUGUAUGGUGAUCCUAAAAGAGCUGUAUUCAAUUGAUAUAUGUUUCUUCUUUUGUUUGUUUACUAUGAUGUUGAAGCAAAUAUAAUGGGUGUGAGAUAAGUACUAUAACUGGAUUCUUAACGCUUCUUCAAAUGAGUGCUUCUAGCAUCCCUUUUCAGA